Messenger RNA from Lotus japonicus, 1248 nucleotides. RefSeq names its product cyclin-T1-3-like. Gene Ontology annotation, cellular component: cyclin/CDK positive transcription elongation factor complex; nucleus. Gene Ontology annotation, biological process: regulation of transcription by RNA polymerase II; positive regulation of DNA-templated transcription, elongation. NCBI's taxonomy places the organism in Eukaryota, Viridiplantae, Streptophyta, Magnoliopsida, Fabales, Fabaceae. The transcript has 6 exons. Gene Ontology annotation, molecular function: cyclin-dependent protein serine/threonine kinase activator activity. The record is from RefSeq and is a predicted model, not a curated record. The coding region runs from base 1 to 1248 and encodes 415 amino acids.
AUGGAAGAAGGUAGCAGCUCACGCAGUAAGAAAAGGCCUGCAGAGGACGAGGCAGAUAGCAGCUAUCGCAGUAAUAAAAGACCUGCACUGGAGGAGGCAGAGAAGGAGGAGGCCGAGGAGGUUCCAUUUGAUCCACGGAGAUGUCUGACGCUGCAAGAAAUAAUUCAACAUUCGCCGUCAGGGAAAGAUGGAAUGGAGUGGAAGAUGGAGGCGUAUUACCGGAGGGGAGGUUGCUUCUACAUUAGGCAAGUAGGCAUGGCAUGCAAACUGUCUCGAAAAGUUAUAACGAGGGCCUCAUACUACUUUAACAAGUUCUUUAUGCUACAAUCGUUUGCAAAUAUCAACGCAAGGACUAUUGGAACUGCUUGUAUGUUAAUUGCUAGUAAGGAUGAAGACAAACCUUAUAGCCUACGGAAUGUUAUUGUUUUUUCCUAUUGUCUCAAUCACCAGCACAAUCUUGAAGAAGCUAUGAAGCGCAUAAACGAGAGUCAGGAAAUAUAUAACUCACGGAAAGAGUUAAUCAUUCUUGCAGAGAAGCUUGUACUUGCUACUUUAAAUUUUACUUUUGAAAUUCUACAUCCCUAUGACUUCCUUACAGCCUACGUGACAACCUUAGCCAUUAAGCCUGUCGAAAAGAGCAAAGUUGUUCGAGUUGCCUGGGACUUGGCCAAUGAUGGGAAUUUGACAACGCUUAGCUUGCAAUUCUGGCCGCAACACAUUGCAGGAGUUUGCAUUUUCCUUGCUGUCAAGUUCCUAAAAUUGAAGCUUCUGGAUAGUAGUGAGAGCUAUUGGUGGAAUACGCUUGGAAUCACCCAACAACAAUUGGAAGUGAUUAGCAACCAGUUAUUUAGAAUCUAUGUGGUCCUUAGAAAAGGAAGAAACCUGGAAGGAAAUGCAGGUGAUGGAAGGGGAGCAAGAGCUGAUGCAGAGGCUCCUGCUACGAAUGAGGCGCAAGCACGUGAACCGAAUCCAUCAUCUAAAGGAAAAGAAGUAGUAGGAUGUGCAAGUGGUGCUGGAGACGGAGAUGGAACAAGUACUGCUGGAGAUGGAGAUUUAGCAAGUGCUGCUGCAGAGACUCUGGUCCUGCUACUACAUCAGGCGCGAGCAGUACAGCAGGCGCAAGCAGUACAGCGAGUGCAAGCAGACGAGCCUAAUCCAUCGUCGUCUAAAAGAGAAGAACAGGUGGAAGGAAGUUCAACACCAGCUGCUGCAAAUGCUCUGGUCCGUCCUCCUAGGUGUAACCCCUAA